AUGCCCCAAAGGCAGCCGCGUUUGGACUCCGCCGACAAGAACGAGCCUUUUCCAGCUGAGGUUUCUCGAACCAUUGUGGAGUUAUCCUCUGUGGGCACCCUUUCAACUCUCACUCAAGACGGCUCGCCAUUGGGUUACGGCGUUCGAUUUGCUGUCGACGUGAAUGGAAUCCCGGUGUCGUGCUUCAAUGAGUUUGAUGUACAAUUUUCUCCAAUAAUUGGAAAUCAGUUGGAUCAGUCGGGUAUGCGGACGCCUCAGUGUACAAUACAAGGGAACCUUGAGAAACCUGUAGAUAGGAUGGCUUUGAAGAGAUCGUGUUCAGCAUGGAAGAAACGGUUUAAAGAGGAUGUGGAAGAAAGCUGCAUCCAUGUCAUUGAUGUUGAAAGGAUACUUCGGAUAGAAGAUUAUGCUCAGCUUAAUGAAGUUGGCAGAGUAACAGUUCAAAUUCAGGAUGACGUUUGGGUUUCUUCAUCAGAAUAUGGGUCAGCUAAACCUGAUCCACCUAGCGACUGCAGAAAAAAUUUGUUGAUGAGAUCAACACCCACAACAAAGAAGAUGUUCACACGGUUCUGCAACAUUUAUGUGGACUUGGAUUUUCAGGUUACAUAA
Molecule: messenger RNA, 609 nt
Organism: Striga asiatica
Lineage: Eukaryota; Viridiplantae; Streptophyta; Magnoliopsida; Lamiales; Orobanchaceae
Source: the annotation of a GenBank genome assembly